Messenger RNA from Toxorhynchites rutilus septentrionalis, 9472 nucleotides. It is a transcript of the gene l(3)neo38, whose product is annotated as zinc finger protein 717. The record is from RefSeq and is a predicted model, not a curated record. Gene Ontology annotation, cellular component: nucleus. Lineage: Eukaryota; Metazoa; Arthropoda; Insecta; Diptera; Culicidae. The transcript has 4 exons. The coding region runs from base 366 to 1928 and encodes 520 amino acids.
UGGUGCAAUUUUCGGAAAAGCUUUUUCACCCUUCUCUGUUCUCUGUCUGUCUGGCUGUCCGAUAAUGGUGUGGAAAAUGUCAGUCAAAUUUUAGGUUUUUUCCUUCUGUCGGUCGCAAAUUUUGCCGUGUGUUUGGUUUCAAAUUUAUCUCCUCACUGAUUUCUAGUGUUUAUUAGAAAGGAAUCAGAACCUACCGAAAUUAAUCGCGCAAAAGACAAUUCCAGUGAUGAUUUAACGCGAGCGAAGGAAGAAGCUGUGUCUUGAGAAAUCAGUGUUUCUUGUUUUCUAGAGUGUGUGUCCUGUUGAACCAUUAACCCGAUCGAGCAGUGGCGGGUUGUGUGGCGUUCGGCUAAGCGGAAGCAAAAAUGAAUUUUUCCGCCUUUGGAGGCCCAUUCUCCGGGAUUCACCAGUUCGCAGCCAAGUUUGGCAGUAAUGAUGGGGCAUUUACCAGUACGAACACGGCCACGGGAAAUGGCGCCGGAGCGGGAGGAGUCGGGGCUAGUGCUGGUGGGGCAGGUGGUACUGCGACUGGAGCUCUGACCGCUGCCGGAGGAGCCAACAUUGGCCAGCAGGAUUUGAAUCGGUACCACGGAUCGAAUGGGAAUCAUUUUAAUCAGAACUCUACCUCAAUGAUCAACACACCAAUGUCCUACGGCCAAAACAUUUCGCUUCCCUACAGUCAGUCCCAGACCGAGCAUAGUUUCGUCAAUAAUAUGCAGGUGGAUCAGAAUAAACUAAAGAACACCAUCAAGGUAGAUCGCGACGAGAUGAUUAAUCAGCAAAUUCUGCAGAACGUGAAUCAAUCGUGGCAAACGUUGACUAAUCCGUCGAACACGGUGGACUACUCAUCGCAUCUUCUCUCUGCCACACUGCCAAUCUCGAUACAGCAUUUCCUUAAAUAUUCCGAGACGAUCAAAAAGGAAUCUAACGGUGUAGCAUCCGGACUGGCCUCACCGGGGCCACUGAGUGGAUUGAUCGGAGUUGAAACGAACGCGUUCAAUGUACAGAAAGACUUGCUUAACCUGAAAAAUGGCUCGAAUUUGAAUUUGGCGCUGGGAAAUGUAGCCGUCAGUGCCGCAGCUGCAAGCCUAGGACUGAAUCAUCAGCAUCUAACACAUCACACCAGUAAUCAUCAGGACAAUAGCCACACAUAUGGGAACGUUAACCAACUCCCACUCAUUUCGAACACCACAAAUAACCAAACGCAAAACUCCAAUCAGCAAAACACAAUAAAUGGUACUGUGAACGGGAAUGCCGUUCCUGUGACUGCGACCAAUGGACAGAACACCAAUGCCAAUGGAAACGCCACCGCCGCCAUUGGCACUACAACAGGAACAACGACUACCGGUAAAACCAAGCGCAAAAAGGAGAAGAAACGCAAACCACCGAAGGAGAAGAAACCCCGACCGAAACCGGGACAGAUCCGCGAGACCAAGGCGUUGGACGGCUCGCCACUAUUCUGCUGUCCGGAGUGCCAGAUGGCGUAUCCCGAGCGCGGACUGAUCGAACAGCACGUCAUAUCGCACGCCGUCGAGCGACGCUUCGUGUGCGACAUUUGCCAUGCUGCGUUGAAACGGAAGGAUCAUCUGACCCGCCAUAAGCUGUCGCACAUUCCGGAUCGACCGCAUAUCUGCAGUAUAUGCUUAAAGUCGUUCAAACGCAAAGAACAACUAACGUUACACAUCGUAAUACACACCGGAGAGAAGAAACACGUUUGCAAUGAGUGCGGAAAAGGCUUCUACCGGAAGGAUCACCUUCGCAAGCAUACCCGUUCGCACAUUGCUCGACGUGUAAAAUCGGAAAUGUCUGCCCAGUCCGGUACUGGGUCCGGCUCCGGAUCCAGCUCAAACAACGCAAACAAUAAUAGUGCGCUCGCUUCCUCUCUCAUGGCAACUAACAUGCAGGGCGCGCCGGUGACGGCUUCCUGAGCUUCGUAUAAGGACUUUUGGUAAGAUGGAUGUUCCAGCAAUAUCUGGCAAUCAGGGUUCCGAGUAGCUGACAAUGCAGAUUGAACUGGAUGAAGACAAUCGAUGUAGACUAGCAGUUAUUGUUUUGUUUAACGAACCUCAAACAAUAAAUUUCUGAUAUAUCAGGGUUCAUUUCAAACUACAAUCAAAUGACCAUAACAGUAAUAAGAUGUUCUAUAAAGCAAUAGACUAAUUUGUUAAAGAUGAUUUUUUCUAGAAUAGUUUGUCAUCGGAACAAUGACUUCAAUUUGAACCGCAUUGUCCCGCUUGGAAUUACAUCAAGAAAUCUUAUCAAGAGUCCAUACUGUUCGUUGUCUGACAAAAGUGCCUAAAAAACAGUAGCUAAAAGCACUCUCUCAGACAACCAAAUCUGUACUUGUAAAAGUAUCGAAAAUAACGACAACUAAGAAUGAACGCAAAACUAGAGUUAUACGAGUAUAACGAACAAUACGUUAAAAAAUGGCCAUGUGUUGGCUAAAGCUUCCAUCGGAAGCGAAGUAUACGUGCAAUCUGACCUGAUCUGUAUCUAUUUCCACCGGUAAUCGACUUAUAGCAAAACAAAUUAUUGCACAAUGCCGUAGGGAAGGCAGUUCCACGCAAUUCCGUUUUUCAACCCAACUUUCUUCGAAAUUCACAAUAUUCGCCUAUGAGUAUGAUAGCAAUAAUUUACGAAACAUCAAAGCGACCGGGAACUGAGAGUCUGUUCGUACGGGCUGAUACUGAUACACGAAAUCAAUAAUAUAGAAGACGGAUGAUAUUUUUUUCUUACCGUGAGUAGCGGGGUUUUGUGGGUUAUACGACGAUAUACAAUUGGAGAAUGUGUAAUAUUUUAUUUAUUCAGUGAGAAGAAAAAAAUCUAUGUGGUAGAGAAUAUCUUUAAGAAUAUAUAUAUUUUGUACUGAGUAUUGCAAACCCAAUGAAAGAGAUGUUUGAGCUAAAUUACUAUAUAUUGAGAAAAAAGUAUUAUGAUGACUAAAGUAUAUGCAUAAACGUUUUAACAGAAAUAAAGAGACUCGAUAAGGAGAAGUCGUGGUACGAUUGCAAAGUGAUUGGAACAGAGUUUUGGUAAAGUGUUUGAAAGGGCAAACCAAAGAUACAAAUUGCAAGCCGCCGUUUGUAGCCGAAAGGGACUAUUUCAGAAACACAACUCAAAUAGACUACUUUUCACUGAAAGAAACAAAACUAUGUCUACCUAUAGAAACACAGAGGAAUCUCCUAACUUACUUUACUCUAGACAGAAAAAUAAUAUCGCUUGCAACAAAGAAGUAUAUAGGAAUUCAAAGUACAAACUAAAGAAAAAAAAAGAAAAUGACUCCUGUUGAAACAAUAGAGAAAAUAAACACUACGAAUAAAUCAAGAAGAAACCCGAACGUUACUCCAAAAGUUGCAGAAACAUUUAAAAAAAUAACAGAAACAAACUUACCAAAGCGAUGUUCAAAUAAUUACUACAACAAAAAGAAUAUGAAAUUUCAACAAUACAAUAUAGUGUAAAAACCAUCAUAUAUUUCGUAUAACCGAGAAGAAUUGAUAUUACCGAGAGAGAGAGAGAGAAAAAGAUAUGAAAUAACGAGAAACAAAAUGCUAUUUUAUUAUUUUGAGUAGAGUACCGAGCGAGCAGUAAACUGAAAAUACCUGUAGAAGCACAAAACAACAAGCUGAAAAAUAUAUCGAAUAAACAAAGAUGAACAAAAAACAAAAAAAGGCAAACCAAAAUAGAGCAGAAAAAUAAUAACCACAACAGUACAUCCCAAAGCGUUGACAAAGAAAAAAUAAGCAUUUGUUAUACCAUUAACAAAGCAGCAACAAGAAACUACAAUAUUUUGACAAACUCACUCGAAGCAGUAAUGUGCUGUGUUCUUAUACUACGUGAAGAAAGUAUUCGUUUCAUUAGAGGGAUUUAUCAUGCUGGAAAUAGGUAUCUCGUUUGGUUUAUGGAUGUUGUAUGCUUAGGUAGGAUUCAGCAGCUGAGAUUUCUCCAUCGUUACAUCCAUUCAACAAGACUGUGUAUGAUAUGUCUUCGGAUACAGACAAGAGUUUGUCCUCGGAGUAAGCCUUACCUACAUCAUUCGAAAAUGUCUCGGUUCCCACAAACACUACGUCACGAGCCACGACGAUUUGAUCUUUCUUCGGAUGUUAUAUCCAACAGCCUUUCGGAGAAUAAUCAAAUGACAUGCCAUGCCACGACUCCGGAUCCUAUAGUUUCGGAAUGAGAGUAAACAAUGAGAGAGUUUUUUUCCAAUAUCCGUUUGCGACUUCCACAAUCCAUCUCACUAGUUCUGCUGAUCAAACAAAUAACCAUUUAGGUCAGUUGAUCCCAGACAAUCUCGAUUCCCAAAGCAUCGCCCGCGCUUUCUCGAGAAAGGUUCGAUUCAUGCGCUCACCCAUGCUAUUUUGCUCCGGAGUAUACGACGAAGUAAAUUUUUGUUGGAUCCUUUUGGAUGUACAGUAUUGUUUAAAACGUUUUCCACUGUAUUUGUCACCGUUGUCGCUUCUUAAGCGGGAAUUCCUUCUCCCGGAUUUAGGUGUCAGUAUCACCUCUUGCUUAAUCAACCAUUCCAGCACUUCAUAUUUUGAUUCCAUCAAAUACAUAACCGUAAAGUGGCUCUAGUCAUCGAGAAAGGUCACAACGUAUUUUAAUUCGUACAAGCCUUUUAGCGUUGCAGGGUUACACAUAUCUGAAUGUACCAGCUCGGGAACACGCGGCGAAUGCUUUUCGUUAGACCAUAAAAAAUAUUUUCUCGAUUGUUCUGCUUCGUUUCGAAGGUCCACAUACAAAUGCUUCACUGUUCUUGUUCGGAUUCAAAUCUGGUCAUCUGUGCAAUGUCCCGAGUCAUUUCAGAAGUUUGCUUAAGUUUCCGGUUCAAAAUUGCCAUAUCGCAAGAUCAAUGAUGGCUGUGUCUUUCGAUCAGCUCGCAUUCGUUCGUCAAGAUAUUUUCUUUCUGUAUAUUUCGCCCAGCAGUACAAACCCUUUGUGCGCUUUUACCGUUAACUGGAACCGGAAAACCCAUCAAGCUUAUCGACUUUUUAUUGAAUAGUACCGAUAAUUCCAGUAAUUUUAUUUCAUCGGAAAAAGUCCAAAAGCAAUCCGCAAUUUCGAAAUCAAAAAUGACUGACGAAUUAUAAUGGAGCGGAUAGGCGAAUUAACGAAGUCUAUAAACAGAGUAAAACAGUUGAAAAUGCACUCUUGAAUAUAUAUUUUUUAUCUGGAUGAAUCAGAUCUACAACAAAUUAAGAAAAUGUUAAUGAACUGGAAUAAAAGUUGUUGCAGCGAACGUUCGUAGGUUCAAUAACAGGAAGGUUUAUUGAUUAAUUGGCUUUUUUCAAGGCUAGAGGCGAAUGAAUUUUGUAGUUUUAGGCAUCUAUGAUGGCUGUGGCUGUUUUUAACAAGGUAAAUGAAACGGGCUUGAGUGAUUCGCAGAUUUUAAAAUCACAGUCUGUUUCUAUGACUGAAUUGAAAAGCAUUUUUGUAUAAUUUUGCCAGCGUGUGGGUUCUUCUUAGCAUAUACGUUAACUAGUGGUGUGAGUGUACAUUUCGUAUUUGACCGGUUUCAAUGCGUUCGAGUUUGCCGUCUGCUUCUUUGUUAUGUGCAAACUGAGAGAAAGAGAAAGUGUCGGUUUCGUAAAUUUUCAUUUUCGAAGAGCGUGUUUAUGUGUAGGGGAGAGUGGUUCUAAAACGACCGUUCAAAUAGAAAUAAUUUAAAGAAUUUAGUUGUAGUUCAAAUAUCGCCAAAGCAAUGUAGCUUUGCACCUAAAUGACACCGGAAAUCAUGGAAGUAGCAAGUUUCUAUAUUAUGUUGAUAACUGUGAAUGUUUGAUCUGUAUUUUCAGUUGGUGUGUCUAUGUAGAUGUUAAUGUAUUAUUCCGCCGUAGCGAUUGGAGUUCUUUAAAGGGUACCUGCAAAAUAUAUAUCGCGGAUACGAUUAGUUUGAAGGAGUUCUCUCGGUUACCUUCUCAGGUUUCCCACAAAUAACUCUCCGCCGUCGUGAUCAAAAUUUUAAAUGAUUACUCGCGAAUGGUAACGGAAAAUAUGAUGUUACAUUUUCCACCGUUGUGGUUGGAGUUCGAUACAAAGUAGGCGCGAUAAAUAAUUAAUAAGAAUGUAUUGACGAUUCGUUUGGCUGUAAAAGAAUUUUCUCGGUUACUUUCUCAGGUUUCCCAAAGUUAAAUCUCCACCAUCGCAAUUAGAGUUCGAUGUAGAAUACGCGUGUCUAAUAAUGGAAUAUAUCGCUGCAUUUAUUGGGUUUGAGUUUUCACGCGUGUUCUGACUCAUAAGAUCUUUGGAAUUUUGUUUCGUCAAUUGUUUAAUAGUUCACAUAAUCAUAUCACUUACCACAGUGAAUCCUGAUUCUUACCUCUUCCCACUAACAAAUAUCCCUUCCAUGAUAAUCGCUAGGGAACCACGCUAUAGAGGCGACCCUUCUGGCCUUCGGGCGGCGAUUAUCAUACUAACAUUCCUUCCCUUCCCCUGGUGACUGUAAGGACGUGGCCGGCGUCGUUAUUGACCAUUUAAAGCUCGAAUCACCGAAAAUUGCACAACGAGAAUGAUUUGCUAGUCCCAAGCGUCAUUCUGUGUGUUCUUUGUGCAAUUUAGUUGGUUCAGGUCAAUCACGGAGAGCAACUACGAAGUGUACAGUCUACCCAAGCUCAAGCUCAAGCUCUAUGAUGGCUGUUUUUAACAACUUUGCCGUAAGCUGACAUUGCCGUAUCGUAAUUGCCCUGGAUCGUUUAGAUAAUCAGAAAACAUCGAUUUCAGGUCAAUUAUUUGGAGUACUUGUCCAGUAUGUCAGCACUUAUUUGACCAAAGGAGUUCGAAGUCCAUCAUAGAGAACCUAGAAGGAUUUGGAAUAUCUUUCCGAGACUGGAGCGCAAGUGUGAAUAAUCGAAGAACAUGAGCAGGAGAAGACUACACUGGACUAUGAUAAUGGAGUCACAACAGAGAAGCAACUCGUGCACUCGAUGUAGUAAUCAAGAUUACGGCAGGAUCACACGAAACUUCAAUGGCUGCAAUCAGGCCAUCGUAGUUUGCACAAAUCACCGUCGAAUUUGCUCAUUUUUUUAUUACGUCUAGGAGGCUCAGAAGCAUUCCAGCGAGUAAAAACGAGUAAACAGUUUCAAAACUGUUACAUGUGUAGAUUCUCAGCAAAAGAAAGUUAUCCACAUAAAUUCAAAGAGUGGUCUAUGAACUCGAUGCAGUCCUACGCUACUCUUUCGUUCGUACUCUUAGGCAAUGAUCCUUACAUUAUUUUACGGAAUAAAAUAAUCAAUCACUGACGCGUGACAUUCACCCAAAAACAUGAAGGAUUUUGUUCCGAAGAACUCAUCGUCGUCGGUGACACACCUUUGAGGGUGACACCCGGGGCGGACUACUCCCCUCAUCCGCCGUACACUACGCCACUGCUUACGUUCUUAGCGACUGACGGUUUAGAAUAAACUUCGACCCUCUCCAGACAGUAGUCAAAAUGAAAUUUUAGCGUCAAUACCCUUUUUUUUUAGAUAUGUUCUGACUUUUAUUGUGUGUGUUUCGAUCCGUUGUGGUGACCUUCAGAUGUAACGAUGUUACGGGUUACAGGUGUUACGCAUGGCCAUAUUUGUGGAAACGGCGAAGUCGAUCAGUUUUAGGUCGUUUUAAUUGAACUGAACUCCUCAUUUUGGCCGACCUAAGCGUUUAGAUUACUGAUUGAUGUUGUGUUUUGGGUAGUAAUUACGUUUUAGCUGCGCGAAUAAUUCCUUCUUAUCGUUUAGACGGGGCUGUUUGGCGUCAAUGAAGCUGAUGCUGUAGAAGAGGUCUCACAUUUUCAGUCUGCAAUUCUAUUGCCGAUUGGCCACCAAGCAAUCAUUCGUUUCUGCAUUUGAUCCAUUACGAUGAAGGCUGCCGCAGCUGGUAACACUACUUCAAUCAUUCAAAUCAUUGUCGAACCUGUAGUGAAACGAUGCUGAUAUUGCGAGCUGUAUCAGGAAAAAUUCAGGUACACGCAAGAAAUUUGAGAGACUUGGAAUUCCAUGUCUCAAAUUUACAAAUUAUAGUUCGGGUUCUUUACUCAAUACGGUCCGAUUUCUGUCUUGCCUGUCUUGAUUUUUUUUAAAUUUUCCUGUCUACCUAGGAGAGAUUCAGGUGACAUGUUUAUACGAGGGUCGUUCAAAAAAAAAGUUUCAGUGCCUCAGAAAUCGCGGAAAAAAUAAGUUAGGACAAAAAACAAGGUGAUUUUCGUAAUCUAAUCGUAAUCGUUUUAUCUUAUAUUUUUUUACAUAAUCGCCGUAACGUUCGAUUUUUCAUAGCGUGGCACGAGUUUUUCUAUUCCGGCUAUCAACGAUUUGAUAACACUGAAGAAAUUCGUGACGCGGUUACAUCGUACUUCAAAAAUUGGACGCUACGCAUUCGCGCUAGGAAUAGAAAAACUCGUGCCACGCUAUGAAAAAUGCCUCGAACGUUACGGCGAUUAUGAAGAAAAAUAGAAAAUAAAACGAUUACCAUUAGAUUACGAAAAUCAUCUUUUUUUGCCCUAACUUUAUUUUUCCGCGAUUUCUGAGGCACUGAAACUUAUUUUUUGAACGAUCCUCGUAGUUUAACAAAUUUGAAUUGUCUAUAAAGGCCUUUCGGGAGGAUUUAUUAGUAGACAUUCAGUAGACUGUACACGUGAAUAUACUCAGAAGGUAUGAAACCUUGAAAACUAUGGAACGAUCGAAUCCUCAGUUGCUGAAAACCAGCCGAAAGUAUACAAUCCUAAGUCAUUAUUAAAAUCCAAUUCUAAGAAGACACAAUUUCUCAACUUCGUACGCUGUACAAAGCAAUCGUUGUGUAUGUAUAUGUAUCUUUAGUCUACUUUAUUACAAAUAGUUUAAUUAAUUAUGGAAGAAUGUAAGUCCUGACUAAACGCAAACGCGUUCGGCACACCAUAACCAAAGCGAAUAGAGCGACUGUAAAAAGUAUACAAAUGAGAGUAUUACUUUGAAAGACAAAAAUGCGUACAAUACGAUAUAUAUUAUAUAUUUUGAUAUAAAUAUCUACUUUAUCAUAUAUAUAUUUUGUAAGUAUAUUGCAGCAUCAUGAAGGAGCGGAGAUUAUCAUCAUAUUGAAUAAACUAACUUAUGGUUUGUUUCGUACUUGUUUAGCUUACAAGAAUUGAUUUAAAAUGCGUAUGAAAAGUUUGAAGAUUGAUAGAUAGGCAGGACGAAAAUAUCAACUCGAAUGGGUUAUGAAAAAUCCAAACUCCCAAUCCUCGAUUGGUGAAAAUCACUGCAUAGCGCGCAACAUAAAAAUACGCAACAAAGCCGCAUUCUGUGCUACGGUUAAUGCAAAUCAAGAUAAUAUUUAAGAAGGCUAUAACAGCGCAAACCAAGUCAAAUGCUUACGAUGGGGGUGAGAAAAGUAUGUGGAUGAAAUCCAGAGAUCACAUUGGAAGAUUGGUGUCGAGUAUGAACAGAAAACACGAAAGAAAAUCGAAAACCAGAAAAAUGAUAUUUUUAGGGUUUUACUAAUUUAUCGAGCAAAAGUGUAACCUGUAAGG